AUGUUGUAAAACACACGACUGCUAUUGGAUGGACUGCAUAAUUAUUAAGAAUAAGCAGAAGGACACUGUCAUGCAGCAUCUCUCUCAGCUCUGACUCUGCAAAGCUUUUAUUUUGCCAUUUCUGCUUUUAUUUUUCUGUGACUCCGGUUGUAGAUCGGCCAGCGAGGAUGCAGGUAAACACAUGAGCAAGGGCAGAGAGAUACAGUGAGAAAAAUGCAGCAUUCAUCAAGCCGUCAUGAUUCUACAGCAGAUGUUCCAGUGAAAGGAGGAUGCUGGAGCAGCAUGCGUUGUUGUCAUUUGAAAUCACUCUGAACUGACAUCAAAUACAGAGGCUCGAACGGCAGGCGCUCAGCUUUGACCAGAUGUCAACACAGUCCCAUGCUGCACUGCUCACAGAAUGGACUCAAACGGUGAUGGCAAAGAGGAAUGGACAGAGGAGCAAUGGGAGAAAUGGCUGACCCAUGACAUAGGCUUGGAUGAAUUUGAAGAUGAGGAUCUGUCUGAAAUCACAGAAAUCUCUGAUGAAUUUUCACUGAGGUCCAGACGCAAGGACUCUGACAUCAAGGAUCAUGUGAUCCAGGCACCCAAUAGCGGCCCGGACAAGGUGGAGGCAGGCGCAGCGGGUCAGAUCCAGGCAGAGACGCAUCCUUUACAUCUUACUGAUGCUGCUGAUAGAGUGGCUUGUCGACACGACGGCAAAGCGUCUAUGGAUUCUGCCGUUUCUGUCAGCAUGGAUACCUACCGUCCAAAAAGACCCACCACUCUCAACCUGUUCCCACAGGUGCCACGGACUCAGGACACUUUAAACAACAACUCAUUUGCGAAGAAGUACAGCUGGCAGCAGAAAAUCUCUCAGACCUUGCCGCCCCUCAAAACAGCAGGUGAACCACCUCGUGAACACUCGUGUUUGAGCGAUGAGGAGAAGCACCAGCCGGGACAGAGUCGGACUCAAAUGAAAGACUGCGGCACCUCUACUGACAAACCCAACAGCUGCCUCUCCAAACACACUCAAGCUCCUGCCCCACCAUACAAAGCCAGAGACGUGCACAGAGAACCAGGCCACUGCGAGCGGAUCCGUUAUCACACGGACGUCCGGCUCGAGCCCACAGAGGAGAUUUUUCUAACGCCGAUACAGCGUUGCACCGAGGCUCUGGAGCACGAGAGAACGCCAGCGCUUUCCCAAGUAAUCCUAGACAGCUCUGACAACGAAGCUCCCCCUCCGUACAGUGAACAGGAUCUGCAGCCGCCUUCCUAUUUCUCCUGUGUGGAAGCUUUGGCCACUGUGGACCCUGAGAGUAGCGGUGAAGAAGUAACUGGAGCGGAAGAUCUGUGUUACAGAGACUGCGGCGCUGGCGAGGCUCAUGCUCGUCGUGAGAGUUUGUCGGGAAUGCUGCAGACUUCCAUGAGCAACUCAGAUGCGAGCGGACUUUCGUACGAUUCGGUCAAAUACACGCUGGUCGUGGACGAACACGAUCAGCUGGAACUCGUCAGCUUGAAGGAGUGUUAUCGCGGCUACAGCGAUGAAAGCGAUUCGCCCACCAUCUACGAUAACUGCGUCUCCUCUCCAUACGAGUCGGCUCUUGACAAAGAGUAUGAGGAGGAUGAGAACGAGAAUGAAGACAAGGGAAGAAAACAAAGCGGGAUCAAACAGGACGCUUCGACGUGUCUGUCAGAGGACUCGACCCCUGAGGCCGACAUGCAGUUCUCUCGGAAAUUUGUUAAUGUUUUCAUGAAUGGCUGCUCACGCUCCUCCAGUACAGAAUCGUUUGGCUUGUUUUCCUGCAUAAUUAAUGGAGAAGAGAGAGAACAGACACACAGAGCCGUCUACAGGUUUGUCCCACGUCAUGAUGAUGAGCUGGAGCUGGAGGUCAACGACCCUCUGCUGGUGGAGCUGCAGGAUGAGGAUUACUGGUACGAGGGCUACAACAUGAGAACCGGAGCACGCGGCAUCUUUCCUGCUUAUUACGCCACUGAGGUCUUCAAGGAGCAAGAACUUACUUUAAACGCAAAAAGUACUGAAUGGUUGGAGAAGUAUACCAUGAAAUUUCUCGGCUCGGUUCAAGUGCUGAAUCACAAAGGCAAUGAUGUUCUGUGUGCAGCUAUGCAAAAGAUUGCGAUGAACAGGAGACUGACUGUACAUUACAAUCCUCCCUCAACCUGCGUCCUGGAGAUCAACGUGAAGGGACUGAAACUCACAGUGCAGGAUGAUUUUGACAUGAGCAGCCAAUACAGUCACUUUUUCCAUUUGAAAAACGUCUCGUUCUGCGGCUACCAUCCCAGAAACAAGAAGUAUUUUGGCUUUAUCACCAAACAUCCAGCGGAUGAGAGAUUCGCCUGUCACGUCUUUGUGUCUGAGAACUCCACCAAACCGCUUGCAGAGUCUGUGAGAAAAGCUUUCCAUUUGUACUAUAAGGAGUUUGUGGAGGUCUCGUGUCCAACAGAAGACAUCUACCUGGAAUAAUCUCUGACUACAACACAGCAGUGUAUAUUACGACUAUGCUACAUGAAUAUAUGAAACAUAAUAAUAUGUGUAUAUAAUCAAAGACUAAUAUAUCUGACAAAAAGGACCAAACGAGAUGAAGAGUGACUGAUUGAGGGUUGUAACGUGAUGCACAUGAGCUGAUUUUGUGUUGGAAUUGGAAGAAGAACCGAAUGAAAAAUUGUACAGUUUAAAAGGCUGAAAUUAUUUUCCAGGAUGUUGAGGAUUUUGAAUGCUUUGGAUGAGGCUUUCAUCCAUUUCUGUGCUUAUGCUGCUGCGCUGCACUUCAGGCUUCAUAGAGGAUAUUUUUUCAUAGCACAAAACCAUACAUCUUAUAAAAUAUUAGUAAAACGUAUUAACAGUAACCAGCUUAAUGAGACGAACAAAUCUGCCAUUUCAGCUGUUUGUGAUGUCUUGGUGUCUGUUGCAUUUUACAGGUAUACCAGCAUAAUCCAUGUCUAAAACCUGCCUGUAAAGUGACGUUCGUGAGUGUUAUUCAUUUGAAAUGGUAAAAUAGGACUCCUUUGUUAGCAGUUAGUCACCAAAUGAAAGAGAUCUAUAAAUAGCAACGGAGGAGUUAUAGGGCAAUUUUACCGUAUUAAUAGAAGCCAUUAACAGUUGAUCAAAAAAUGUUUUAGAACUUUCAGUAUUCCUUUUGGAUCACGGCAUUCCCUCAUAAGUGCAAUGGAAAUGGUUAACAAAAUAAUACAAAUAAAAAAUACUAGUGCCAUGGAGUUCCAGUUAAGGUCGAAGGUAAAUGACUUUGGAAGAGCUGCUUUUUGGCUUGGUUUUAAUAAACUCCUGAGGUAUUUCUUGUGAAAGCAGGACCUUGUUACAUCAGUAUGAACAAAUGAUGUGCUCAUUAAAGGCUUGUUCAGCAAGGAACACUUGUAGAUCACUUCUUUUAUUUAGAUGCCAAUAAACUACAAACUAAGUAGGGUUAAUGAAGAUAAUACAAGUAUAAAUAUAUUCAUGUUUUCUAUAUUUGUGUAAGCCUUAUGAGUCAUUAUAAACAAUCCUGUCAAAUUUAAAUCAAUGCUUUUUAAACGCUAUUGGAGCAUAUGGAACAAUAUUUAUGAGGCAGUUCUUGUCAGAUUUCAUUGGUGAUUUCAAAUAUGACGUGUAAUCCUAAGCUUCGUGAACAGUUUUGGAGAAUUUGAUGUUUCCUCAUUCACUUGCCUGCCCGAGAGACGUUGCAAAGAUGGCCGCCGAGUGAAAUGACUUGCCUUAAAGGGGUCAUCGGAUGCAGACUUGACUUUUUCAUGUUGUUUAAACAUUGUGUUGGGAGUGUAUGUACAAAUCUACCCUAUAAUGAUAAAAAUCCAUGCAGUGGUUUUUUUAUUAAUCUAAAUAAAAGCCGGCUAAAUGCGGUUAAAGUAAACAAGAUCAUAAUUCCACAGAGAGAAGAGAGGGGUGGGGUGAGCAGAGCUCAUUUUGACAAGGUAAAUAGGGUGUUGUUUUACACAACCACUGAGAAUUUUUAAUCAAAGUAUAUUAGAGACUUUUCAUUAAGACCCUAAAGAAUCAUAUCAACUUGUGGAAAAUGGGCAUCCGAUGACCCCUUUAAGGGACUUUGCUUUAUAUUGCAAUGCAGAAGUAAGCUGUUUUCUGUGAAUGAGUGAAUCUUCCAUUCAUAAUUAGCUGUAAGUAACUAGAAGAAUACCAAAGCGCAGUAAACAGUAAAACUAUUUGCACCACUAACCUGUGUGUUUAUGGUAAAAUAUGAAAAUAUGAUAACAAACACUACUUUGCAAUUAAGCAACAUAUGAGGCUGUUUUUGUACAACUAAAAAUAACUUGAAGCAAAUGAUACCAGAGUCCUGCACGUUUAAAUUACAUGGUGCAUUUACCAUAAAAAUAAUUAUAAAUGAUAUAAACGUUGUGAUUAUAAAGUCAGGAAACAUGUGUCAGUUACACAGCAUUUUAUUAUACUUAUAACACGUCAAAAGUUUAUUUUUACCUGCUGUUGCAGACUUUAAGUAGGCUAUAUUUAUCACUGCAGCAAAGCGUUGAGCCUUUUAGCCAAUCAGAGUUGAGCGCCUAAAUGUGAAGGCCAAUCAGACACGUUUCAAUUAAUUACAACGCAGAGGAUUUGCUCAAAGUGCCAGUUUUGUUUAAUGCUUUGGCUUCUUAAUUUUUAAGUGGACAACAUCCAGAUGUCCUGCAAUUUAAUACAAAGUGUAAACUGUGCCAAUUCUCCUCUUCUUCCAGUAAGAGUGGGCACGGCCAUUUGUCAGUUUUAUGGGUCUGGCUUCUGGCCUCAUCUAUGUCCAGCUAUUUUUAGCUGUACAAAACACCUCGUCUUGCAGUUUUACCAUUUACUGCAUGUUAUUCUUCUUGUUAUUUCCCUAUAGCGAUAGAGAUGUCUCACCCAUAAUCUUAUUUUCUGCUUUAAAGAAAAAGGUGCAUAUAAUAUGAUAAAAGCUGAAUUCACAGCCUCAUUUUAUAAGUGAAAAAUUCAAUUUGGCAUCUAACCUGACAAAGGUCUGUUGAAUUAUCAGUUCACUGCUUCACUUUGUCAUCACUUAUGAAUUAUUCUGUUUUAAUAGCUCAACAGACUCAAGGAUUUGUUCCAUCUGUAUGUGACAAACACAUUUAUUGUAUUUUAUACAAC
Messenger RNA from Labeo rohita (rohu), 5092 nucleotides. RefSeq names its product mitogen-activated protein kinase 8 interacting protein 1b (gene mapk8ip1b). Gene Ontology annotation, molecular function: protein binding. Gene Ontology annotation, cellular component: cytoplasm. The record is from RefSeq and is a predicted model, not a curated record. NCBI's taxonomy places the organism in Eukaryota, Metazoa, Chordata, Actinopteri, Cypriniformes, Cyprinidae. The transcript is spliced from 12 exons. Bases 398 to 2461 code for a protein of 687 amino acids. Gene Ontology annotation, biological process: regulation of JNK cascade.